AUGGAUCCAACUCAGCUCGCCAACGCCGUCACCGAGCGGGUGACCCUACCCGUCCUUGGCGGCGUCGAGAACUGGAAGGAACAGCUCAAGUUCAUGCUCCAGGCCCUAGACAAGCAGCCCGGGUGUCUCCGAACGCGAUGGGGUCCCUGGAGCGAAGACCAACAGAAGUUGGAGCUCAUCACCGGUUGGAUCAAUGCCGAAGCUUGCGAGACGUGGAAGAAGUCAAAAGACUACGCCGAGGCCAUGGGCAGAUUGGCGCCUGUGCUAGGCGGAGAACCCUCGAGCUACCUGCUGCAAUUCAAGCCUUACGCACCGCAAGCCGUCAUCAACUCUCCGAUUGUCGAGACCCUAAGCUUCGAAGACUGCCGCGAAUCCGAGGAGACUAUGCGGGGAAUCGUCGAGAGGGCGACGCGGAUGCCGGGCUGCAACGGCGUGGCGAGUGGGUACUCGCUGCAUCCCGCGCCGAGCUCCGCCGGCAGGAUCUUUGUUGCGGCCAUUGGCUGGACGGGACUUGAAGCCAGCCGACGAGCGGACAAGACGGCGUACACGGGCGGUAUGAAAACCGAAAGUCAUCACGUUGACUUUAAUUUUCCUGUCAAAGGGUUUGGAGGAUUAUAG
Molecule: messenger RNA, 618 nt
Organism: Colletotrichum spaethianum
Lineage: Eukaryota; Fungi; Ascomycota; Sordariomycetes; Glomerellales; Glomerellaceae
Exons: 2
Coding region: 1-618 (205 amino acids)
Source: RefSeq, a predicted model, not a curated record